This is a messenger RNA of Salarias fasciatus (jewelled blenny), 2378 nucleotides long. It is a transcript of the gene slc6a5, whose product is annotated as solute carrier family 6 member 5. Gene Ontology annotation, biological process: nitrogen compound transport; sodium ion transmembrane transport; amino acid import across plasma membrane. Gene Ontology annotation, cellular component: plasma membrane. The record is from RefSeq and is a predicted model, not a curated record. Bases 12 to 2378 code for a protein of 788 amino acids. Lineage: Eukaryota; Metazoa; Chordata; Actinopteri; Blenniiformes; Blenniidae. The transcript is spliced from 15 exons. Gene Ontology annotation, molecular function: amino acid:sodium symporter activity.
CUGUCUCUCCCAUGUUGCAGGAUUUCUCUGACCAGAGAGACAUGGCCAAGCAGCCGGUGUGCGCUCCCACCGGCUACAUCCCGGGGCAGCAGCUCGAUGGAGCCGCGGGACUUACAGCAAGCAAACCGGACAACACGGCCGUGUGCCCGCCGCCUGCCCCCCACCACCACCCGGCGCCGCAGCCGCCGCCUCCUUGCAACGAGAGCAAAACUUUUUGUCCCACGGAGAAUAAACCGGGAGAACCGGACGCCAACAAAGCGUAUGGGACGUUCAAUAAAAGCAGCGCGCCGCCGGUCCCCGGGUCCGCGGCCGUCAACUCGGCCUUCAGGAAAGAUUCCGUCGGUUCGGCCCGCGGGGGGUCCGCCCAGUACGGAGACCCGCUCCGGGCCACCGCCGAGCAGAACAACGCCACCGCGGGCAACUGGACGGCCAUGAGCCAGACCACCAUCAUCCUGGGGACAGAUGGGAACACGUCCGUCCAGCCCGGGACGGCGGGGGUUGGCGAUGAUGAUGAUGAUGGGGGAGAUGAGAAUAAGGCCAGGGGAAACUGGUCCAACAAACUGGAUUUCAUUCUGUCUAUGGUUGGCUAUGCGGUGGGUCUGGGAAACGUGUGGAGGUUUCCUUAUCUCGCCUUUCAAAACGGUGGAGGAGCGUUUUUGAUCCCAUACCUGACGAUGUUGGGCGUUGCCGGGAUCCCAAUCUUUUUGCUGGAGGUGUCUCUGGGUCAGUUUGCCAGCCAGGGCCCUGUCUCUGUAUGGAAGUGCAUCCCUGCGCUGCAAGGUUGCGGGAUUGCCAUGUUGAUAAUAUCUGUCUUGAUAGCCAUAUACUAUAAUAUUAUAAUGUGCUGGACACUGUACUACCUGUUCGCUUCGUUGAAGGGCUCACUGCCAUGGGCUAACUGUAGGAAUGAGUGGAACACGGUGGAAUGUAAGGACAAAGACAUGCUGCUGUUAGACUCGUGCAUCGUGCGGGAUGCAAACUUCACCUUCAUGUCCGUCCAGAACUCUUCUUUCUGUCUGUCUGCAAACGCUGUGGGAAACCUGACAAAGCUGAUAAACAUGACUGUGGGUGGCAACAAGACCUACGUCAGUCCCAGUGAGGAAUACUUCAAGUACAACGUGUUGCACAUUUCCAAAGGGAUUGAGUAUCCAGGAGACAUCCGCUGGCCUCUGGCAGGCUGUCUCUUCCUGGCCUGGCUCAUUGUCUACGCCUCUCUGGCCAAAGGAAUCAAAUCAUCAGGAAAGGUGGUAUAUUUUACAGCCACGUUUCCCUACGUGGUGCUGGUCAUCCUUCUGAUCAGAGGCGUCACUCUUCCUGGUGCUAGAGAUGGGAUCCUUUACUUUAUCACACCAAAAUGGGAAAAACUCAUUGAUGCAAAGGUGUGGAAAGAUGCAGCCACACAGAUCUUUUUCUCUCUGUCGGCUGCUUGGGGAGGACUCAUUACUUUGUCUUCCUACAAUAAGUUCCACAAUAACUGCUACAGGGACACUAUUAUAGUGUCGUGUACAAACAGUGCCACCAGUAUAUUUGCAGGGUUUGUCAUCUUCUCGGUCAUUGGUUUCAUGGCACACGAGUUAAAAGUGCCGAUAGAGGACGUGGCAGAUGAAGGCCCAGGCAUAGCCUUCGUGGUGUAUCCAGAGGCCCUGACCAGACUCCCGCUGUCUCCUUUCUGGGCGAUCAUCUUCUUCCUCAUGUUACUGACUCUGGGCCUGGAUACAAUGUUUGCCACCAUCGAGACCAUCGUAACCUCGGUGUCUGAUGAGUUCCCCAAGUACUUGAGGAAACACAAACCGCUCUUCACCCUGGUUUGCUGCGCCUCUUUCUUCAUCCUGGGUUUUCCCAUGAUCACCGAGAGUGGGAUGUAUAUGCUGCAGUUGGUGGACACUUUCGCAGCAUCGUAUUCUUUGGUCAUCAUCGCUAUCUUUGAGUUGGUGGGGAUUUCGUACCUCUAUGGUCUGCAGAGGUUUUGUGAGGACAUUGAAAUGAUGAUUGGUUUCCAGCCAAACCAGUUCUGGAGGGUGUGCUGGGCCUUUGUGACUCCGACCAUCCUGACAGGCAUUUUGGGACUGAGUCUGUAUCAGUGGAAUGGGAUGACUUAUGAGGAAUACACCUACCCCACUUGGUCCAUGGUUCUCGGCUGGCUCAUGGUCAUCUGUUCUGUAAUCUGGAUCCCCAUCAUGUUCGCCAUUAAGAUGCACCUGGCCCCCGGCUCAAUCAUCGAGCGUCUGAAGCUGGUCUGCUCCCCUCAGCCUGACUGGGGUCCUUUCCUGAUGAAGCACCGCGGAGAACGCUACAAGAACAUGAUCGACCCGCUGGGAACCAACUCCCUGGGCCUCAAACUGCCCCCGAAGGACUUCCAGCUCGGUUCCUACCAGUAG